CGGCCGGCUGGGGCUGAGCCCGAACGGAUCCGGUUGGUCUUUCCCAGGCUCUGGGGGCGUCUCCGGCCUGUGCGGGGCCCCUUGCGGCCGGUCCGGGGAGCGGGGACCGGGGCUUUGCUGCUCCCCCGGCGGCAGGCACCGCCCCCCCGCCCCAGUCUCCCCGGCUCCCGCUGUGGAGCCCGUCAUGGCCUCGCGGCGCGGCCCCCCCGGUGCCCAGCGAGCCCAGUCCUCCCCCCGGUGAGUGUGCAGCGCUGCCCCGGCGAGCAGCCCUGGGCCCUCCCGCCUCCGUUCCCCGCGCGCCUCGCCCGGCCCCCGCAGCGGUAGCUGGGUCUUCCUGCCUUGCCCCCGCGGACUCCGGGGGUCUGCUCAGAACCACAGCGGCGCGCUCCAGGGGCAAACAUCCGCGGUUCCUGCUUCCUGCUCCUGUCAGCCGGCGCCGCUCGCUGGCGUCUGUUUCUUGUGGGUCAACAACGGACUUGUGCUCCAAAACAGGACCUAGAAUCUCAGCACCUGUCACUUUUGUAUCCCCCCUCCGGCCUCAAACAAACCUCGCAGAGAGAGAUGCAACUGCAGACUGCAGAGAUUUCCCUGACUCUUGUGGCUGCUGUUCAAGACAUGGAGAGGAGGGUUGAUUCUCAUGCUGCAUGUUUGCUGAAUCUGGAAGGGAGAACAGGGAUGACUGAGAAGAAACUAGUCAGCUGUGAGAAGACAGUGGUGGAGUUUGGAAACCAGCUGGAGAGUAAGUGGGCCGUGCUGGGAACUCUGAUCCAGGAGUAUGGGCUGCUGCAGAGGAGGCUGGAGAACAUGGAGAACCUGCUGAAGAACAGGAACUUCUGGAUCCUGAGGCUCCCCCCAGGUACUAAGGGGGAAGUUCCCAAGGUGCCAGUAACAUUUGAUGACCUCUCAGUCUAUUUCAAUGAGCAACAGUGGGGGAAUUUAGACGAAUGGCAGAAGGAGCUUUACAAGAAUGUGAUGAAAAGCAACUAUGAGAUGUUGAUGUCACUGGACUAUGCCAUUUCCAAACCUGACAUCCUAUCCCGGAUUGAACGGGGGGAGGAGCUGAGUGUCGGGGAUCAAGGAGACGCAGAGGAGAGAGAAAUUCCUACAGACCCCAGCACAGAAUCUCCAGUUUGUACACAAGAGGGUUUAUUACUUACUAAACAAGAGGAAGAGUUGUAUGUUGGGGAUCAGCAGGAUUUGGAGGGCAGAAAAGUCUCUAAAGAGCUCUACACAGACCAUGCAGUUUCCAAGUCUGACACUUUAUCCCAGACUGAGGAAGGCAAAGAGUUAUGCGUCAGGGUACUGCUGGAGUCAGAGAAUACAGAGAUGCCUGUAGACCCAUGCACUGGAUUUCAAAUUUGUGCUACUGACAUUUUAUCACUGAUUAAACAAGAGGGAGAGCCGAGUGUCUGUGAGCAGCAUGAUUCAGAGGAAAACAAAAUCCAUACAGAUCCCAGCACAGCGAAAGAUGGAAGCACAAACAAGGAUAAGCUCCCUGGAAAUCCUCUUGAAAGCAUCGUGUACGAGUCUAGUUUAUAUGGAAAACUUGGAGAAGAGUGUUUGCCAAAUCCCAAACAGAGAGUGACAUGGAAGUGUCUGUACAAUUCAAAAAUGCAGCAGGCAACUGCUACUGGGAACAGUUUGGGGGUUUCAUCUCACUGUGACAAAAAUUUAUUAAUCCAUCAGGAAGAACCCUACCCAGAAGAGAGACUGUAUACAAGUACUGAAUGUGAGAGAAACUAUACUCAAAGGGUGUAUCUUCAGAAUCACCAACAAGCCCACGCAGGAGAGAGAUUGUUUGCAUGUGCUGAAUGUGGGAAAAACUUCCAGCUGAAGAUAAGUUUGACAAAACACCAAAGGAGCCAUGGAAAAGAGAAACCCUAUGAAUGCAGCCAAUGUGAGAAGAGCUUCAUUUGCCACUCAUGGCUCAUUAGACACCAAAUGAUUCACAGUGGAGAGAGGCCAUAUAAAUGUACCGAAUGUGACAAAAGCUACAGCAGAAAGGAUUAUCUUCUAAAUCACCAACGCCGGCAUUUAGGGGAGAAACUAUUCCAGUGUAAUGUGUGUGGGAAAAGCUUUGUACUGAAAAGAAGUUUAGUUAAGCAUCAAAAAAGUCACAUGAAAGAGACCCAAUCCACUUAGCCAGUUGAGUUGUCUUAGACACCAGGUGAUUCACAUGGAGAAGCUAGAACAAUCACUUUUUGAGGGAAAAACUGAGUAGGAAAUCUAUGAUCCUCAAAAAUAGUCCUGUCACAAGUAACUUCAUCUGAAGGCUUCACAGGGACCUGGAUACACAACAGAGAGACCAGCCUGAUGUAAAAAGAGAGGAUGCAUUAGUAUUUGUUCACAGUCUACUAUGUGAGACAGAGUUAACUGAAAAUAGGUCAGAAAAUGCAUGUCCUUGUGACACACAACAGGAAAAAGGGAUAGUUGGCUCUUUACUGAGAGGAGGGACUCCUACCAUUUGAAAUUUAGAACCCGUUUCUGAACCCCUUCAGAGAAGCAGCAGAUACUUAGGAAUGGAGUUUGGGAGGUCAAAUGCACCCCUAGCUCCCAUUUAAGUCAAAGGUAGCUCUCGGUAUUCAGUACCUCUGUAAAUCAAACUUUUAACCCAUUGAAGCCAGGCAAAUGGAGCUAUCUGAAGAUUACCUGGCUGACUCUCCUUAUGAGUUGGAAACUGACCAGAGAAAGCUUACAGUAUAGAUUUCUUUUUGGACAGCCUGAGUUUUCCACCUUCCAAAUGUAAUGUUCCAUAUUACAGACAGUUGUAUAUAUGAUUUGAUGUGUGCAUUACUGAAGAUUUUUAUAUGAUGAUUGUCCUGGUUUUGAGAACACUUUUUUCUUAAUUUUCACUACAUUUGGGUUUUGUAGAAAAUGUUAUGGGGAAUCAAGUGGAUAAGCGUUUGGCUCACUGCAGCAGCUCUAGGUCAUUGGUGUCGCUACUUUUCGCUGGAAGGACAAAAAUGUACCUGAGACAGGAGCCAGCCCUCUUCAGUAACACCAGGUUCUUGAUAUAAUAAAAGAAAAUUUCUCUAAUCUUGCUUUUGAUGGCACUAUGGCCCUCUGGGGGGAAAAAACCUUUAGGGGCAGCAGGGCUGGGUAGUUAAGUUGAGCAAAAUGCCAUGAAAGCCACUGUUGUCAGUAAAUAAUACAAGUCAGCUCCUCAGCUGGUAUAACUUGUCAUAGCUCCUUUGCUAUCAGUGAAGAUGUUAAAAGUUACAGCAGCUAAGGAUCUGGCUCUGUAUUUAUAAACUCUUACUGAAGUUCGUGUGGGACAGUCUUUAGUUUUUUGUUUUUGUUUUUUUUGUUUUAAAUAAAAUUGUCAAGAAAAA
Messenger RNA from Chelonia mydas (Green sea turtle), 3332 nucleotides. Its product is annotated as zinc finger protein 398. NCBI's taxonomy places the organism in Eukaryota, Metazoa, Chordata, Testudines, Cheloniidae. The coding region runs from base 562 to 2142 and encodes 526 amino acids. Gene Ontology annotation, biological process: regulation of DNA-templated transcription. The transcript has 8 exons. The record is from RefSeq and is a predicted model, not a curated record.